GCACUGAAUAGCUUCCAGCCUCGCUGCAGCGAAGUGCACAUUGAUAUCCUAACGUUAAUCAUGCUGCCUCCGGUAAUAUUGGGAUCUCGGACAUACCUGGGACCAGCCUAUGAUUUGGCUUUAUUGAAAAUAGAUCAAGUGUACCCACGAGUGACGGUUAAUCAGAUCUUCUUGACUGGUAAAAAAUAUCGUGACUGCAUGGAUCUGGCGGCCGAUAGUGUCGACUGGUCGGCUGCCGUUCUGAAAAAUUUAUCUCUGGAUUCCUCCAGCCGACGCUGUCGUGCAACCGUUUUUGUCUUACCAGGAUGCAUGGAAAUGUGGGAAAUUUAUCCUUUGGCGACUCAACUGGAUUUACUCAUAAUCAGCAGCGUGGCGGGGCACACGCCGGUAAUUGGCAAAAAGGCGCCAACAUGGAUUUCCACUUCCUGUAACUCCCUUACAGCCUACAGUCACCUGUACAUCCGAUUAACAGAGAAAUUUCUCUGGCAAACGCUGGUCAUCAUUACAGAUCUGGGCGCCAAUAUAUUUUUUUCAGAAUUUUCCAGAACUCUGUAUGGCGAUUUUAUCAGGAGAAACAGUGGAUACCAGAUCUAUCAGGAAAAUUUCAAUACCAGAACGGGAGCACCGGAUUAUGCUCAAAUACUCAAUAGAAUCAAUGCGUUGUCCCGAGUGUAUCUGUACUUUGGCGAUCCUGUCGAGUUUCGCAGAAUGCUGGUAAAAGCGUGGGAACUGGACAUGGUUAAAGGGGAACACGUGUAUGUCGUCAUGACGCCCUUUAGAUUUACUAACAGACCGGGCGCCGGCUACCUGACAUGGGAAAACCGUGAUAAGGAUGACAAUAUGGCGCGAGCCGCUUAUCGAUCCGUCCUGAUCAUCGAGCCGGAUAACUCGGUGUACGGCAGUACGACAUCGGAUGUACAGGAAAAGUAUUAUGCGGACGUACUUAACCGUUCCCAAGUGGACUACAAUUACACUUAUAAACCCUUCGAGCCGGUAACGCCGCAUGUAGCGGGAACCUAUAACUCCUUGACUAUACUGGCGCAGGUGAUGGAAGAUUUGCGCAUAUCGGAUAAAGAAGAAGUAUGGCAGUCAGGGAAAGAGCUGGCCAGGCAGUUCAUGAACCGCUCAUUUCUUACUGACCUGGGAGAGACAUACAUCGAUCCCAGUGGACAGCGCGAUCCUACGAUCAACGUCAAUCACUUAGACUGGAACAGUUCUGCCAUUCGGACGCUUUUCGUACAACGAGCCGGCAGCAUGACACUGGAUGUCGUCGCAGAGCCACAAUGGCCCAGCCGUUGGCCUCCUCCUGACGUACCUGGAUGUGGAUUUCGAGGAUGCCUACCUCAAGGUAGAUUAGCAACGAUUAACGGUUCCGUUCUGAUGUCGCUUCUGGUCGUGAUCACUGUCACCACGAUUUAUCUAAGGCGAGCCAGACUUCGAGAUCUGAUGAAUGCCUUCUCAUGGGAGAUUCCAGAUGAUCAUUUGCAGCAACCAGAAAUUAAAAACCAACACGAAGAAGUCCUCCUGUACAUCGCAGAGCACCGCCUGGUGUAUUUGUCCGCGUUGGGUGCAAUGCCAUUAAUAUCGGACAACCGUGGCCAUCAAACUUCUACUCGACUUGUUCUAAAUCGAUCAAUGUUCAGAUUGUUGAAAAACGUAAUGGCGAUACACUACCCCAACAUUAACCGUCUAAUCGGCGUGACCGCAACACCGACAUUUUGCUAUCUGGUAUCGGAAUACUGUACUCGUGGAAGUCUACCAGAACUGCUCAGCAGGAUGACCUUAGAUGUAGAUUUUCAAGCCAGUUUGAUACUGGAUGCGCUGAAGGGCCUGCAGGCAGUUCACCGAUCGGCCCUUCAAUGUCACGGCCACCUCAGCGCUCGCUGUUGCUUGAUCGACAGUCACUUCACUCUGAAACUCGGAGCCGUUGGCUUCCAUCAGUUACGAUAUUCUUAUUCCCGGGAUAUGUUGAAAAAUGGAACUCUCAUCCAGGGAAAAAAGGAUAAGCCGACUGCACAGGCGAAAAAUGAUGUAACAGUGAUUGCGCGUAUUGCACUGGAGAUCAUAUUUCAAGAUGAAAGUUUCGAGACCAUUACGAAUUUAGUGUCAGUGGAAAAAUCUCUGACCCAGAGAAAAAGCUUUCCCAUAGGACGGUUGGCUGCCCUGUUGCCAAUCUUCUCGUCAUGCUGGAGCGACGACCCAACGCGCCGGCCUGACAUCCACCGUCUGGUUAAUCGGGUUACCACUGUCCUACGAAGUUAUGCCAAAGGAUCCUCCUUGACGCAGCGAAUUAUUCGGCGUCUGGAAGCCUACACCGACGAACUGGACCACCAAGUGGCAAUGCGCACGCACGACCUCUUGGAAGAACGAAAGCGAUGCGAUUACUUAUUGUGGGCCAUGCUUCCAAGUGAGGUCGUGGAUGAACUUAGAAAAGGCAACACACCGGAAGCAGCAUAUUACACUUCUACAACGAUUAUGUUCGUCGAAAUUGCUGGAUUCGGCACUCUUCUUUACCAGACUGAGCCUGAAGAAGCUAUGGUAUUUCUAAAUGAGGUGUUUAUGAAAUUCGACGAGUUGCUGGAUCAGUACGAUGUGUACAAAGUGGAAACGAUCAAAGAAUCGUACCUGGUGUCCAGCGGCGUGCCGAGGAGGAACGAAGAGCGGCAUGCCAAUGAAAUAUGCUGUUUGGUCGUGUCGAUGAUGGCCGCGUACUCUACGAUGUUUGCACUGUGCUUUAACGCAACUACCACUUUGCGGGCGGGGAUACAUAGCGGAGCUGUGGCUGCCGGCGUUGUGGGUCGCAAAGCUCCACGAUAUUGUUUGUUUGGUGACACCAUAAACACCGCCAGCAGAAUGAUGAGCAGUGGCGAAGACGGGAGAGUGCAUAUUAGCAAAUCUUGCGCGGAUUUGCUAAGAAAGUACUCCAGGUUGCACACCGAAGAACGCGGCACCAUCCAUGUCAAAGGCAAAGGAAUGUUGCAGACCUACUGGCUCCGGACGACUGCUAAUGCAAAAUGAUGCUUUCUUACAUUUCCAAUCAAAGCUUCAGAGGUGCUCUGUAGUUUAAGCAGCAAAAAUUAACGUUCUUGCUUGAACAUUAUUAGACGGGAUGUUUUGGUGCUUUGUGUCAGCUGCAGCAUUCGCAACGGCAACUCACAGCGGACAACGUACGCUACAAACGACCAUUGCAAAGGUUGCAGGCACACCAAAGUAGUGCAGUAACUUUGUAUCAUCUUGUGGACGAC
Paramacrobiotus metropolitanus is the source of this 3245-nucleotide messenger RNA. Its product is annotated as atrial natriuretic peptide receptor 1-like. Gene Ontology annotation, biological process: cGMP biosynthetic process; intracellular signal transduction; protein phosphorylation. The record is from RefSeq and is a predicted model, not a curated record. Gene Ontology annotation, molecular function: ATP binding; peptide receptor activity; guanylate cyclase activity. The transcript has 20 exons. The coding region runs from base 61 to 3018 and encodes 985 amino acids. Lineage: Eukaryota; Metazoa; Tardigrada; Eutardigrada; Parachela; Macrobiotidae.